AUGGUCUAUCUAGCUCACGCUAGAGGCCUCGCCGCCUUCGCCCUUGGCCUAACAUUACUUGCUACCCCGGUAUCAUCGCUGCAAACCACUCUUGAAUCCCGGCAGAAGAAGAACGCGGCAAGUCCAUACACAGACAUAGUAUCGGAAUAUGUUGAUUCUCUGGAUAAAGAGCUCUGGUCGAUCAACAAGAACAUCCAUGACAACCCCGAGCUCGGAUACAAAGAGUUCAAGGCCCAUAAGCUCCUCACAUCGUACAUGAAGAAGCAAAAAGGAUGGAAGGUCACUGACACUGUUGGUGGGAUUGACACGGCCUUCAUGGCUGUCUUUGAGGGUGAUGGCGAUGGCCCUGUAGUGAGCUUCAAUGCUGAGUAUGACGCUCUUGAGGGUUUGGGUCAUGCCUGUGGUCACAACUUGAUCGCCACAGUUUCUCUCGGCGGCGCUCUAGCAACAGCGGAGAUCAUGCGCAAGGAGAAACUAGGCGGCAAGGUCAUCCUCUUUGGCACACCGGCUGAAGAGUCCCUAGGCGGGAAGGUGAAGAUGCUGGAAGCAGGUGUCUUCAAGGAUGCCAAGAUCGACAUCUCUCUCAUCUCGCAUCCCAGCAACGGUCCUGACACUCCUUAUAUGCUUGCGCAGUCAACAGAUCGCUUCGACGUUGAGUACAAGGGUCUUGAAGCCCAUGCUGCAGCAGGACCCUGGGAGGGCAUCAACGCACAAGACGCCCUCCUCCUCGCCAAUAGUGCGCUGUCCUACAUGCGCCAGCAGAUGCGAACAACAGACCGCGUCCACGGCAUCAUCCACUCAGCCGGAACCCGUAUCAACGUCAUCCCAGCAGAUGCAUCAGGAAGCUACCAGCUGCGGUCAGCCAACGAAAAGCAGCUGGAAGAACUGUCAGACCGCGUGUACAACUGCUUCAAGGCCGGCGCUCUCGGCACAGGAGCCAAGAUGAACUUCACCACGCGUCCCUACGGCUACGCCAACAUGAACAACAACGAUGGUCUUGCCGCGUCCUUCACGCGCUGGUUCGAGGAGCUAGGCGGCGAUCUCCCGGAUGCUGAUGUCGACAAGAUGAGAGAACCCGGCGGUUCAACAGACCAGGGCAACAUCAGUCAAGACUUCCCAGCCAUCAGCCCCAUGUUCCAGAUCACCUACGCCAACGGGACUGUCCCCAAGGGCGGCCCCCAUACUGCGCCGUUUGAAGAGGCCGCGGGAAGCAAGGCGGCGUUUGAGAAGGCUCUGAUGGUUGCGAAGAGUCUUGCGGGUGUUGCAGUAGAUGUGUUGACGGUGGAUGGACUAUUGGAUGAGAUCAAGGCUGAGUUCAAGAAGACCAAGUCGCCUGCUAGACGGAGGAGAUGA
Messenger RNA from Fusarium sp. VM40, 1353 nucleotides. The record is from the annotation of a GenBank genome assembly. NCBI's taxonomy places the organism in Eukaryota, Fungi, Ascomycota, Sordariomycetes, Hypocreales, Nectriaceae.